AUGGGCAGCCUUCAGAAGUUUGAUGAAUCCUGCAUCCAAGAACGGAAGGAUAAAAUUACACGAUCUGUCGAGGAUAAACGCAGCUAUCGAGCGCUGCUGUUAAAGAAUGCCUUGAAGGUGCUAUUAAUUAGUGAUCCAACGACCGAUAAGUCAGCGGCCGCGCUAGACGUCAACGUUGGGCAUCUGAUGGACCCACGUCAACUUCCUGGUUUAGCUCACUUCUGCGAACAUAUGUUGUUUCUUGGAACCAAAAAAUAUCCGGUUGAAAAUGACUAUCAGAACUACCUGAAUCAGAACGGAGGCUCAUCCAAUGCGUAUACUUCGACGGACCACACGAAUUAUUUUUUCGAUGUUGCUCCUGAAAGUCUUCCCGGAGCCAUCGACAGGUUCGCACAGUUUUUUCGUAGUCCGCUGUUUACGGCCAGUGCAACGGAGAGGGAAGUGAACGCAGUUGACUCAGAGAAUAGGAAGAAUCUGCAGAGUGACGCAUGGAGACUCACCCAGCUAGAACGGAGUUUCGCGCGUGCCGAUCACGACUUCAGCAAGUUUGGAACGGGUAAUCGAACGACGUUGUUAGAUGAACCUCAGCAGCGGGGCAUCAGCCCUCGUGACGAACUACUCAAGUUUCACCACAGUUACUACUCGUCUAACAUGAUGUCUUUAUGCGUCCUUGGAAAGGAGUCGCUUGAUGAACUGACUAAGAUGGUCGUCCCGCUGUUCGUUGACGUCGAGGACAAGUCCUGCAAGGUGCCGACGUGGCCGGACCAUCCUUACGGCACAGACCAACUCGGCUACCGUUUGGACGUUGAGCCCGUCAAGGACCUGCGUGACAUGCACAUCACGUUUCCGUUCCCUGAUAUGCAUCCGUAUUACAAGGCGAAUCCCGGUCACUACAUUAGCCAUCUGCUGGGGCAUGAAGGCGCCGGCAGUCUGUUGUCAGAGCUUAAGCGCCGCGGUUGGGUAAAUUCACUUGUCGCCGGUCCGAAGACGGCUGCCCGAGGCUUCGGCUUUUUCUCGGUCGACGUCGAACUGACCGAAGAUGGUCUAGAGAAUGUCGAGAACAUCGUCAUGCUCCUAUUUCAGUACAUUAAAAUGAUGAAAAAUAUCGGACCCAAAGAGUGGAUCCAUCGAGAAUGUGAAAAGAUUAGCAACAUGAGUUUUCGUUUCAAGAAUCUACCAGUGGCGAUGGAUAAGAAAGAGCAAUGGUACGGUACGCCGUACCACCAGCAGCGACUGGAUGAGGAGUUUCUACGUCGAUGUGAAGAAGUGCCGCUGGACGAGCGACUGCAUUUUCCAAACGAGAACGAGUUCAUACCGACAAACUUCAACCUGGUCCAGGGCAAGGCGGAACCUCUGCCGUCUCUUCUGACACAUGAGCCGGCCAUGAAGGUAUGGCAUAAGCAAGACGACGAGUUUCUGCUGCCCAAGUGCUACGUGCUUGUGCAUCUGCGAUCGCCGACGGCAUACGCUGAUCCUCGCCACGCUGCCCUCGCUCAGAUGUUCGUUGAGGUGGUCAGGGACUCGUUGACCGAGUAUGCAUACAACGCCGAACUCGCCGGGCUUCAUUACAGAAUUGAAAAUGGUCGCUACGGCUUGUCACUAUCGAUCAGCGGCUACAACGAAAAGCAAACGGUGCUACUACAGAAAAUCGUCACCAGAAUGACCACGUUGAAAAUUGACCCAAAGCGAUUCGAUCUCCUCAAAGAGAGUUACAUUCGAUCUCUGAAGAGUUUUGAGAUGGAGCAGCCUUAUCAGCACGCCGUGUACUAUGUGAACCUUAUCAUGUCUGAACAGGCUUGGUCGAAUGACGAAAUCCUACAUGAGGCCAAAGAGCUGACCGUGCCUCAGUUGCAGACAUUCAUCGGCGAGUUCUUUGCCGCCUUAAAUGUAGAAGUACUUGUUCAUGGCAACGCGCUUCCAAACGACGCAAUCGAAUUGGCGAAGCUGGUGCAGAGCAUAAUUUCGAAAUCUUACGCCACUCGACCACUGUUUCACAGCCAACUGCAGAAGAACAGAGAAAAGUUCUUCAACGUCGAAGUUUUUAAUUUAGAUGAAAGUUUCGUGUUCAAGUCGGAGAAUAAGAUUCACGACAAUUCGGCUGUAGAUGUGCUACUUCAAACUGGCGUAGAAGACACGCGACAAAACAUGUUAGUCGAAUUGGCGGUACAGGUUCUCUCUGAGCCAUGUUUCGAUCAGCUUAGGACCAAAGAACAACUGGGCUACAUCGUGUUCAGCGGCGUGCGCCGGUCGAACGGAACCCAAGGCAUCCACUUCAUAGUACAGUCGAGUAGGACACCUGAUUACGUCGAGCAGCGGGUCGAAGCGUUCAUCGAGCAGAUGAUGGGUGAGAUCAAAAACAUGUCAGAGGAAGAGUUUCAAAAGCACAAAUCAGCACUGGAAACGAAACGGCUUGAGAAACCAAAAAAGUUGUCAGCGCUGGCAAAGAAAUAUUGGUCAGAGAUUUCAUCAGAACAGUACAAUUUCGACCGAGACAAGGUCGAAACUGCUUAUCUUAAAGGCAUUACGAAAGAAGAUCUUGUAAAGUUCUAUGAGAGUGAAAUUUUGGCAAAAGCACAGAAUCGUCGCAAAUUAAGUGUGUUUGUCUACUCUACUUCGGCGGCCAAAUCGAAAGCGGACAACUCGUCAACGGAACAAGCAGCUGGCAAAAAAGCUAUCGAAAUCACCGACCUCAAUGUGUUUAAAAGUAGUCUGCCACUUUGGCCUUUGGCAAAACCGUAUAUGGAAGUACCACCAAGCGGAAUAACGUAUUUCAAGAACAUAAAAUAA
Molecule: messenger RNA, 2787 nt
Organism: Soboliphyme baturini
Lineage: Eukaryota; Metazoa; Nematoda; Enoplea; Dioctophymatida; Soboliphymatidae
Source: the annotation of a GenBank genome assembly